This is a messenger RNA of Aaosphaeria arxii CBS 175.79, 2850 nucleotides long. RefSeq names its product DUF221-domain-containing protein. NCBI's taxonomy places the organism in Eukaryota, Fungi, Ascomycota, Dothideomycetes, Pleosporales. Bases 1 to 2850 code for a protein of 949 amino acids. The transcript has 3 exons. Gene Ontology annotation, molecular function: calcium-activated cation channel activity. The record is from RefSeq and is a predicted model, not a curated record. Gene Ontology annotation, cellular component: plasma membrane.
AUGGCUUCCAGCCGGGCGGGAGUGCUUCUCCCGCGCGAUGACACGGGAAAGCAGUUUCUAGAUCUGAUGUCAAACCCAUUCAAUACUCAGGUGACACAAGACUCAGUUGUAAUCGCCAUUCUCACCGCGCUCGGUAUCUCGUUAGCGGUCUUCCUAGUCUUCCUUUUCCUCCGCCCUUUUAACUCGACUGUGUACGCGCCGAAGCUUCGCCAUUCUGACGAGAAACGAAAGCCUCCGCCGAUCGGAAAAGGCCUCUUCGCCUGGGUACCGCCUGUUUUCCACUACAAUGAAUCACAAUACGUUGACAAGAUUGGGCUCGACGCGGCCGUGUUUCUUCGUUUCGCGAGGAUGUGCCGCAACAUGUUCAUUGUUUUGUCUGUGUUCGGCUGUGCGGUCAUAAUACCAGUCAACGUCACGGCUUCAAAGAGUCUCCAAUCGAAAUUCGAAUUCAAGCGAUUGGAUCCAUUCUUCCUCAUGACGCCACAAAGUUUGUUCGGAAACAAGCUCUGGGUCAUGAUUUUUAUCGCGUACUUGUUUACGUUUGUGGUCUGCGGCUUCCUCUGGUGGACAUACCGUGCCGUCCACAGAUUAAGAAGAAAUUACCUGGAGAGCCCAGAAUACCAGAACAGUUUGCAUUCGAGGACCCUGAUGAUUACCGAUAUCAAGAGAAGUCAAAGAAGUGAUCACGGCAUCAUUGAGAUAACGGACAGCCUUCGGACGACUCCAGAGGUACCCCGCGCUUCCAUCGGCCGAAACGUCAAGGAUCUUCCCGAUCUCAUCGAGGAACACAAGGAAGCGGUCAUAGAACUGGAGGGUGUGCUUUCGAAAUAUUUGAAGAGGCCUGAUCGAUUGCCCCCGUCGCGACCCAUGUGCAAACCGUCGAAGAAGGAUCCUGAGUAUCUCGGCGUCAAGACUAAGGUCGAUGCCAUCGAUUAUCUCACUGCGAGAAUUCAGGGUCUUGAGGCCCAAAUCAAAGCAGUCCGUGAGACUGUAGAUAAGCGUGACGCUAUGCCUUACGGCUUUGCUAGCUAUGAGACGCUCGAGUCUGCCCACAGUGUUGCUUUUGCUGCAAGAGGCAAGCACCCAUUGGGAACCACAGUGCAAUUGGCGCCUCGUCCUUCGAAUAUCAUCUGGAAGAAUCUACCUUUGGAUCCCAAGACUCGACGCUGGAGGCAUAUCACGACCCAAUUUUGGAUUACCCUUUUGACUAUGCUUUACUUCAUUCCUAAUGCCAUGAUUGCCAUCUUUCUAGCUAAGCUCGACAACAUAGCCACUCUCGCACCGUCAUUCCGCGUCACCAUGCAGGAGAGUCCAAAAUUCUGGGCUUUGGUACAGGGUAUUGCUGCUCCUGCCCUCACCUCGCUGUUCUAUUACUUCCUGCCCAUCAUUUUCCGUCGACUGUCGAUCAAGUCUGGAGAUUUGACGAAGACUUCACGAGAGAGACACGUUAUUCACCAACUCUACGCCUUCUUCGUCUUUAACAAUCUGUUUGUCUUCUCCCUGCUCGGAGCGGUCUUCAGCUUCGUCAUUCAAGUCGUCGCACAAUCGAAAGAUAAAAACAAAAGCUUUUUGGUUGUUGUCAGGGAAGCAAAGCCGUUCCAGAUGAUUGUUAUGACAUUGAGCGAAUUCUCGCCCUACUGGGUGACUUGGCUCGCGCAGCGCAAUCUGGGUGCCGCUAUUGAUCUCUCGCAAGCUGUCAAUCUUGCGUGGGGCUCUUUCUCUCGUAAAUUUCUCAACCCUACGCCAAGAGAACUCAUCCAAAGGACCGCUCCUCCGCCGUUUGAUUAUGCCUCAUACUACAAUUACUUCUUGUUCUACUCCACGGUGGCUCUGUGUUUCGCCACUUUGCAGCCACUUACAUUGGUAGUUACCGCGGUCUACUUCACCAUCGACGCCUCCAUGAAGAAGUACCUUUUGCUUUAUGUAUUCGCCACUAAAAACGAAUCUGGCGGUCAAUUCUGGCGUGUUCUCUUCAAUCGUUUAUUGGUGGCAUCAUUUCUGUCCAACGUCAUCGUCGCACUGACGGUGUACGUUCGUACAGAUAAUUAUCCCUACAGAUGGCACAUGAUUGGUGCGAUGGUGCCUCUAGCCGUCAUACUCAUUGGCUUCAAACUCUACUGCAGGCAUACGUUUGAUGCCUCGAUGAGGUACUACACCAAGGGCGAAAGCCCCAAGGGAGCAGAAGCACCUGCACCCAUUGACAAAGAAGCGCGCAGGCGUGACAGAGUUGCUGUCCGCUUUGGAAAUCCGGCGCUCUACCAAAAGCUAAUUGUGCCCAUGGUCCACGAAAAGAGCAAACACCUACUGGCCGAGAUUUACAAAGGCCGGUUGGACGGCGACAUCGGAGGCUCCGGAGGAUACAGCGAUGUAUAUGCGAUGAAACGCAUGAGCAAAGACCAACCUGGCAAGGUCGCUGCUCCCACAGGACCAUUCGAGUUUGUCUCCGAGGAUAAUAUGGACUAUGAGAACUUCAAGAACCGACCAGAAUUUGCCGAGCACGGUGGCGACGCCGCGAGCAUUUCAAGACCCGACACACCAGCGUCGAUGUUCGGACAGGACCGCGGUCGAUCACAGUCGAGAGAUUCAGAGCGCGCACUUAUGGGUGGUGAAGAAACUGGUGUCACGUAUCCAGCAGGGUACCACUCGACGCCAAGUGCAUUGAGGGAAUACAGCCCAAGUCCGGACCGCGGCACGAGGACCAUGGACAGCACUUCAAGCCAACCAUAUCAGAUCCGCGACGACAGAAGAUUACUGGGCGGGGCAGCGCCGAUGGGCUCACACAGCCCUGCUACAUAUACCCCCUACAGCCCCGAACAACAAGACGGAAGGACAGACUACUUUAGGAGAUGA